Messenger RNA from Hypomesus transpacificus, 5454 nucleotides. It is a transcript of the gene shoc2, whose product is annotated as SHOC2 leucine rich repeat scaffold protein. Bases 493 to 2253 code for a protein of 586 amino acids. The record is from RefSeq and is a predicted model, not a curated record. NCBI's taxonomy places the organism in Eukaryota, Metazoa, Chordata, Actinopteri, Osmeriformes, Osmeridae. Gene Ontology annotation, molecular function: protein binding. The transcript is spliced from 9 exons.
GACGCAAUUUGGUGGUAGAGGAGGGGACCAUCAGCAACAACAGUGUAGGAAAGAGGAGGAAGCAAGGAUGGCGGAGUCACACCUCUGAAGCAUCAACCUUACCCUAAGAUGACAACUUUGGCAAGCUUUUCAGCCUGCACCCCCGUCCACCCAUGACCCACAGACAGCGUGCCCUUCAAACAAGUAUGGCUGCCACCCUUCUCCAGAUACUUCAAAGAGUUUUACCUGCCCUGGCGGUUUAACCGAAGGACGACAAAAAUAAACAAAAGCCAGACCUACUAUCUGAAUCGUGGGCCAUUUUUCGGGGGGUAGGGAGAUAAGCCUUCUUGUCUACGUCCGUGCGGCCUACGGUAUCAACGCAUGAGGACGUAAAGGCUGCCUGUCCAACUGCUCCUUCCUUACUAUAUUAUUUGUAUUUUAUUUUUUGGAAUACAAAUCCCGACCUCGAGAGACUCCCAUGAGCGACUCCGUAGGGAGGUGGACCGCGUCGUCAUGAGUAGUACUUUAGGCAAAGACAAAGACUUGAAAGAGAAGGACCCGAAGGGAGGUCUGGCGGUAGGGAGAGAAAGGGACAAAGAGGCCAAGGCGACCCUUGCCGGCUUCGGAGGAGGUAAGGACGGAGGCAAGGAGCCCAAGACCAAAGGGAAAGAUGCCAAAGAAGGAAAGAAGGAUGCCGGGAGCGCGCCGCCGGCAGUCGCCUUCUCCGUCGACGACAAGAUAAAGCGGCCCAACCCGGCGCCGGGCACGCGCAAGAAGUCGAGCAAUGCCGAGGUGAUCAAAGAGCUGAACAAGUGCCGUGAGGAGAACUCCAUGAGGCUUGACCUGUCCAAGAGGUCCAUCCACAUGCUGCCCACCUCCAUCAAGGAGCUGACCCAACUGGCCGAACUCUACCUGUACAGCAACAAGCUGCAGAGCCUUCCUGGGGAGGUGGGCUGUCUGUCCGGCCUGGUCACGCUAGCGCUGAGCGAGAACUCUCUGACCAGCUUGCCGGACUCUCUGGACUCUCUGAAGAAGCUGAGGAUGCUGGACCUACGCCACAACAAGCUGCGGGAGAUCCCGGCGGUGGUGUACCGGGUGACGUCGCUCACCACGCUGUACCUGCGCUUCAACCGCAUCACGGCUGUAGAGAGGGACAUCCGGAACCUGUCCAAGCUCACCAUGCUGAGCAUCCGCGAGAACAAGAUCAAACAGCUGCCCGCUGAGAUAGGGGAACUCUGUAACCUCAUCACUCUGGACGUGGCCCACAACCAGCUGGAACACCUUCCCAAGGAGAUUGGCAACUGCACACAGAUCACCAACCUAGACCUACAGCACAACGAGCUCCUGGACCUCCCCGAAACCAUAGGUAACUUGUUGAGCAUCAACCGCUUGGGCCUCCGAUACAACCGUCUGUCCGCCAUACCGCGGUCGUUAGCCAAGUGCCGGGAGCUGGAGGAGCUGAACCUGGAGAAUAACAACAUCUCGGUGUUACCAGAGGGCCUCCUUUCCAGCCUGGUGAACCUGACGAGCCUCACGUUGGCCAGGAACUGCUUCCAGUCGUACCCGGUGGGCGGGCCCUCUCAGUUCUCCACCAUCUACUCCCUGAACAUGGAGCACAAUCGGAUCAACAAGAUCCCCUUCGGGAUCUUUUCCAGGGCUAAGGUGCUCAGCAAGCUCAACAUGAAGGACAACCAGUUGACGUCUUUGCCCCUUGACUUUGGCACGUGGACCAGCAUGGUGGAGCUGAACCUGGCGACCAAUCAACUGACCAAGAUCCCGGAGGACGUCUGCGGAUUGGUGUCCAUAGAGGUGUUGAUUUUGUCCAACAACCUCCUGAAGAAGUUGCCUCAUGGUAUUGGGAAUCUGAGAAAGCUGCGAGAGUUGGAUUUGGAAGAGAACAAGUUGGAAUCCCUCCCCAAUGAAAUCGCUUAUCUUAAAGAUUUACAGAAACUUGUGUUGACCAAUAAUCAGCUGACCACGUUGCCAAGGGGGAUCGGUCACCUCACCAAUCUGACGCACCUGGGGCUGGGGGAGAACCUGCUCCAGCACCUGCCUGAGGAGAUCGGUACACUGGAGAACUUGGAGGAGCUGUACCUCAAUGACAACCCCAACCUGCACAGCCUCCCCUUUGAGCUGGCGCUGUGCAGCAAGCUGUCCAUCAUGAGCAUAGAGAACUGUCCACUCAGCCACCUUCCCCCGCAGAUCGUCGCAGGGGGGCCUUCCUUCAUCAUCCAGUUCCUCAAGAUGCAAGGACCCUACCGUGCCAUGGUCUGAGAAGAGGAGGAGGAAGUGGUGGAGGAGGAAGUGGUGGUGGUGGAGUUGGAGUGGGGUGGGGUUCCAAACCAAUACCGAACCUGGCCCGCUCGUGCUCUGGCCCGUCCAUCAACCAUUCUGUGUGACAGUGUCUCAUACGCUGUACAGAAAGAAAGAAAAUAGAAACUUAACAGUUGAGUGUAGAUGCGGGGGAAGAGGAAGAAGAGAUGACCGGUUUGAUCCAUUAUGUAUUGGGAGAGAGAGGGUGAGAGAGCGAGAGAGAGAGAGGGGGGAGGAGAAUAUAUUGCGACUAUUACAUGUUUUCCUAAGAGGAUUCCUAGCCAUCUGAGAGAGCCCAUCCUCCAACCUGUUCACUUCUUUCCCAAUCAUGUAAAAUGAUGAAAAGAAAUAUGUAACUCGUUUGCCAAAACUGAUUAUGUAUAUUUUAGCUACCGUAAGCAAAAGUGGCAAAAAAAAAACUCUUUUAACCGUAUAAACCUACCGUACUCCUAAUGCCAACCUAUUUACAGUAAUUAAGUAUAAAUUUCAGUUAGGUGAGGCUUUACAGUUGUAUGCAAAAAAGAACUAAACGAAACGACAAACAAAAAAAAUCUAUUUCACUGCUGCUGCCGUAACCCCAUAGUGUCAAAUUUUUUGGUCAACUUUAUUCUUCUACAUUAUAUAUAUUUUUUCUCCUCUGCAUUCCCUCUUAUUUUUACCACAGGUUGACAAAAUAUUAGAUUUGUUUCUUGUGUUAUUGUUAGGAUAAAUCAUUUGACCGUAGGAGAACAAAAAAGGUCUAAUGUCAGUUUUUGUGUUUUUGAUUUUACAUUGUAAAACUGUGCCUAUACCCAGUACAGUCCACUGGUCUGUCUGAAACACACAUUUGUCCAUGAUUAUACAAAGGUAUAAUUUAAAAGAAUGCUUUUUAUAAUAAUGAUCUUUUUACAGUUUUUAUUUUACAUUUCUUAUAUAUAAAUACGCGCCUUCUUCUAACUGUGGGAAGAAACAAAAGAAAAUUUUAAGUUAUAAAAUAUACUAGUUUUAAUUGAAAAGGCAGUAGUUGUGAAACAAACUUAAUAUAUACAAGAAAUGCAAAAAUCAUAAAUGCUUUAAAAAGGACCAAGCGAGUUUUGGACUUCACAAACUGGGCACAGUGGUGGCCUAACAUGUUAGACAAUUCUUUUGGUGGAAAAAAAAGUAUUGACAACUGUAAAAAGACAUGGGUGUUGCGGGGGGGCAGUGAUUGGUCUGUAAUAUAACACACACACACACAUUGAUCAUUGCCUUGAGUGCAAUUCUAGUUAUUGUAAUGUUUACUUUUUUGCUAUAUCUUCAGUGUUGGGCUACAGAGCUGUCGUACAGAAUUGUGGAAAAACAAAUUGGAAACGAUUCACAACCAACAUAUCAAGAGCAUCGAAGGAGGUUCACUGUUGUCUAGUGAUGAUCGGCGUUGAGGCUACUGGUGAAGCAGGGAUGAACACCCUAUCUUCUCCAGAAACCAAGGCAUUUCACAUCCCUUUUUUUAUAACUUGUUUUCAAAUCCACAAUUUUCUUUAAAACCUUUUGAGGAAAAAAAAUGGUUUAUCCUUAUUUUUUUAUUUUUUAUUUUUACUUUAAUUUUACCUUUUACCAUCUAAGAAGAUUCUAACAAUCUAGACAGUUACAAAAAAAGUUCCUUGGCUCUCUUGUGUCCCACACUGUUCCAGCAACGCUGCUGGUAUUAUGCACUUUUUACAAUUAUAUUGGCGUCCUCUUUAAAUUUAAACAGAAGAUAACAUCUCCUAUCAGUUGUGUUGAGGAGAUGGGGGGGGGGGGGGGGGGGGGGGGGGGGGGGGUCAAACGGUGAAGUAAAUAUGAUAUGAACAUUCUUGUGUAAAUUGACAAUUGUGUCAAAUGAAUAUAAAGGAUAUCUGUUUCCAUGAGCGCAAAGUUUUUUACUUUUUCGGGGAGGACAAUUCAAAUGUUAAAUGGCCUAUUUUGUCACAUCAAUCUGUAAAGCAACAUGCUCAUGUCAGUUGUAACUGUCAAGUUAAAGGGUUUAUGGAAAUGUUUAGAUGUAUUAAAAUGCCCGUAUCUUGCUUUUUAUUUUUGCAAGCAAAAUGGUUAUUUUAAUUGAUUGCAAUUCAGAUCUACAAUGUACAUUUUUAAUCCUUAUGUUUUAAUAAAUUUUCUUUUUUCUUUGACUUUUCUAAAUAAUGAAAUGUGUAUUCAGUUAGUAUUAUAUCAAGUGACUGUAUAUUAAAAUCCCAAUUAAGGUAAUCAAACCAAAUCUUUUUAUAUAUUUUUUUUCUUUUGGAAAAAAAGGAAGAAAAAAAAAAAAAAUGGAAAAAAAGUGUUGCGUCCAAACUUUGUAUACCCAAUCAUGAUUUUUUUGUUUUUUUUUGAGUGUGUAUCUAUUUUUUGCGUCAGAAACGUACGGCAAGGUUUUCUUGGUGGGUGUGCACUGAUCUCAGGAGACUCGGGUCAGCACACGCGUUAACUCAGCCUGCGACAGUGGGAAGGGCGUGGAAGUCGAGAUGACUAAAUGUAUCGCUGCUUUUCACUACCAGCAGAACCUGUUGUUGCUUUCUGAACUGAAACGUUGGAAACAUGCUGUAAAGAAUAGGGUGGGGGGGGGGGGGUGUGGGGGGCAGAGGCUACACAAAUACAGACUCGUAGCUUGAUUGGGACAAAUCCACAGGCGGACCUUGACAGUUGGGGUCUUCAGGUCCCCCUUUUCCCCCUCAAACCGAUCAAAUCGUUUGGACUCUUCGACGACGUGGAAAACCCAAGGUGCAUAUUUGAACCUACCGUAGAAACAGUUACUACGCUCGAGACUUCGAAAAAUACAAAAAUAAUGUAAAAAGGGCUUUCUCUGUUACACGCUCAAACGAUACACUGGAGGCAUUGCAUUCCUGGUUUUAUAUAUAUAUAUAUAUUACAAACAUAUAAGCUUUGGGGAAAAAAGAAAAAUGUACUACAUGAUUUUGAUUUGUGUAUUUUACGUUUAGCUGUAAACAAAUUGAAUUAUGUGAAAAUGCCUUCGACGAGUACCUAAACGUGAGAUGUGCAUUGGGUAUUGUAGCCAAAAGGCUGUGCUAUACCUGUAUAACCCUCCAGUCUUUAAUUUGUUUGAAUCUUUUUCAUAUAUGUGCCAUUUGCAAGUUGGGAAGAGGGGCGGGGAGGGAGGGACAUGGAUAAUGUUCGCUUAUGUCUGAAAUAAAGAAAACUGAGACAUAA